AUGUCUGGCGUAUCUGAGCCUGGUGUGCCUUUGAAUAGAUCAUAUGGUCAUCACUCAAAUUCAGCUUCCUCUACCAGCAAUAACACGACAGAAACAGAAUGCCAAGCAGUCACGGACCCCAGAGCUAUAAAGCGGUUGCAGAAUAGGGUAGCUCAACGAAGCUAUCGGCGCCGCGUGAAAUUACGUCUUGCAGAGCUUCAAGAAAGGAUUGCUAGAUAUGAAGGUACAGCCCAAGUGAUGGAAGGCGAAGUGUUACCCAACACUACCGCCGUCGUGUCUAUGCCGGACCCGGAACCUAUGAAUCAUAUGGAAGCUGGACGUUUGACUUCACAAACAUCGUUUGGAAUGGCUAAACUCGAACGAACCGCAAUCACUCAAGAGACAGCCAGCUUCUCACCGGCUGGAGAGAGAGGAAAGACUCCAAACAGCAAUAACUCCAUAAUCUCGCAUGGAUCGAGCCUCACAAACUGCCCCAUCUCUGGAUAUCAAAUCUCAAGUUCUGGUUCAGACCACUUUGAAGAAAGUCGUAGUCAAAACGAAACAGGCCGCCUGGACCAGAGCGAUAACUUGCACUACUUUAACGAGGCUCAAGAGGCUGGCCGUGGUCAGCAUCGAGGGCAAAUUGUUGACAGUAGCACAAAGAAAAGGAAACGAAAUCAUGAUACAGACCACUACCAGCAUGUUCCAAGUCCGAACUUGUGUUCAAGUCCUUCGCAGGCCCUUUCUGCUUCACUGGCUACUCCCAUUGCCGCCACACAUCCUUUCCCCACCCAGGAACUUGGUGGAGGGCUGGACUUUAGCUUCUUAAUGGCAAAUACAGAGGGUUGGAAAUCGUGCUCCUGCGACAAAAGCAUUGAGAACAGUUCAAAGUCGCCGCCAGACGUCUCUAUUUUGUCUAAAGUCCAAUCAGCCGCCUCCAAUCUGCCAAGUUGUGCGUCGUCGUCAAACCAUCCCAAUACGGACUCUCAAGUCCUGUCGUCGAUUGAUUUAUCGCUGAAUAAGAGAUUCCAAAGCAUCAUGGAAUGUGUCGGAGCAAUGGGAUUUGAGAGUUUUGACGAACUAGUAACUUCAUACUACGUCGACGAAUUUGAAGAGGCGUCGCAACUUUUCCAUGAGCAACGCUUCAGCCGGCACAGAAGGCUUCCUGUGGUGUUUGCAGACAUCUUGGAGGGUGCAAGACGAUGGAAGCCUUCAGAACGCCGAGGACUUGGUGAGGAAGUAAUUAAAGAGGCCGAAGCCGUCCUUAUCGCUGAAAUCAGCCAGGCUUGGAAAGCCCUGCAACCGCUUACGGACACUGAUGCGUUUGAGCAAGACUGUCAGCAAACGCCUCAGAAUACUACAACGCACGCGGAUCGUUUGCGUCAGCAUCUUAGAACAGUGAUAUCUACUGAAAUGCCAAUUCUCUGGACCUUGCUAAUGGCUCUUAUAGCAUCUGAUGGUCCUGCAUGGCAACGAGACUGCUCCGGGACCGCGCUCGCGAUUAUUGCGUUAUUGCAUUUGGCCGGUCGCCUGCCCAAAGAGACUUUGCUGGAGCUAAUAGGAGCUUGUCUCUGA
Molecule: messenger RNA, 1554 nt
Organism: Trichoderma breve
Lineage: Eukaryota; Fungi; Ascomycota; Sordariomycetes; Hypocreales; Hypocreaceae
Exons: 3
Coding region: 1-1554 (517 amino acids)
Biological process (GO): regulation of DNA-templated transcription
Molecular function (GO): DNA-binding transcription factor activity
Source: RefSeq, a predicted model, not a curated record